UCGGGUUAUGCUAUACAUACCUUUCAUGUGCGUGGUGUUCUGAUUGCCAUACUUAAGAAGCCGAGUCCUACCUCGCUACCUGUCAGGAGCAAGUCACGGAUAAACUGGCCUUUGCGCAGCACCGCCAUGUGCAUUGGUUCGUGGACACGUGCUGAGGUUGCUAGAGGUGCAGAUGGCCGCGGGCAUAGCUUUUCAAAGUCCAUAGCAAGCGGUGUUCCAUCGUUGCUUCCAGCCUUUCCAUCUUCAUGCUUGCAACAGUUUACCCAGCCACCUAACAUGCCUGGUACCACAGCAUCCAUAAGCCCUUGCUCCAGCAGGGAAAACAGUCCCUUGCGGAGCCGUCAGGCAUCAUCAGGGCUUUCUAACACUUCGGAACUCUCCUCUGACAUCAAGCGGCUGUGCUUCGGCUCAAGUAGCGAAGAUUCUGACGAUGUACAACCUCCGCAAGAGCGUAAACCGCAUACGAUUAGCCCUGCUGUGCUCCAAGAGGCCCCAUCCUUUAGCUACGAGCGCGGCCUCCGUGCCUUGUGGCUAGAUCGGCAUCAAUCCCUGCGUUGGGCGUUUAAAGACGAUGCCCCGAGCCCAAAAGAUCAACCGCAGCAGCGCAUGCGUGAGCCUCCAGCGGACUGCCUGAAGUAUGGCCCUAAAUGGGACGUCAGCAAGUCCCUGCUUUGGAGCUUGGCGGAGAAGCACUUGCUGCCGGAGGAGCCCUCCUCACCCUCACAGCAGCUUAUUAAGGAGCCCAAGCAGCACCUCGACGUCAGAGCCCAGAUGCCAGAUGCCAAGCAUGCGUCUUCUGCAACCCCGGGUGAAGCUCCGAGCCCAAGGUCUCAGAAGGCCUCGAGCCCCGCUACAAGGCACGACCGCGUCCUGCGCGGUGCGGGUCCGGUGCCACCUCAGCUUCCCGCUGGCAUCGGCCCAAUCGGCCUUUCCACCACCACUUCUGUUGCAUUCCCUUCCUUCGUCUCCUCCUCCUCUACCAGCCUUACUCCCGCUGCGGCCGCGCCUUCUUCCUUCAUCACCUCCAUGUCGUCCUCUUCCGCCAUCUCCUUUUUUCCAGACAAACGACGCAUUAAGCGCGCGUUUCUUUCUGUCCUUGCCAAGGGCCGCCUGCGGGUUCGCAGACUCAGCGCUGCAGAGCAGCAGCAAGCGCCUUCACCAUUGGCGUCCUCCAUGUCCUCAUCAUCCUCUGAGCAUGCUACUCCUAUCCUUCCCCGUCACCACCACAGCGACCCUUCUGUGUGUUUCAACCAUAACACCAUCGACCGGACAGCGUUGGACAAUGACGGUUGGACUAACGGCAGUGGUAGCGGCAGCCUGCCAUCAUCUGCCGUACACAACCGGGGUGGUGGUGGUGAUGGCGGCAGCACUGGCAGCCGUAGCGUUUCUGAUGGAGAUUGCGCCAUGGCGCAUGCCGUAUGCGAUGCGGUGGCCAAGGCUGUCACUGCCUGCCCGGUAGCACGCGGCGUCGUACGGCGGCGGGUUCGUGCCGUGGUGGCGGGCUUCAGCAUCGUGUAUGCUGCGGUGAACCUGGGUGACGCGGCGACAGCGCUUAUGCAUGCGGACUUUAGCCACGAUUUUGCGAGCUCAUCCAAGGCAGUGCUGGACUUCCUGGCCACAGCCCCCAGUGUUGGCGGCAUGGCGGCUGACCUUAUCCACAUAGGGGUUGCGGUGGGGCUGGGGAUGGCGCAGCGCAGGCCGCCCGAAAUCUAAUACCCGGGUGGCGGCAGUCGCGACCGCCCACAACAUGCACGCGGUAUUCACACCGGCUGAGGUUGUGAGACGUAAGGUGUGACGCUGUGCCCGAAAUUGAAACACAUGUUAAUGGCAGAGCAUGUUGUGCAGUUGAGGGAGCACAGUUGGAUUCAUGUAUAGGGCUGUCAGAGAGAAGGGGUCUUGUCCUUGCAUCGUUAACCUCCACCACAGCUUGCAUGCGCCGAGCUUGCAUGCACCCAGCGGUCUUCGUGUGCUGUUGUUGCCGUUGUUGGGUCAUGUAGGCCUGUCCUGAUGUCGGCUUGCGUUGGGAGCGGAAGGUUAUUCAUAUCAUAAUGGUACAUAAGGAGAUGCGAGGCGAGAACUUGAUAUAGGUGUCGACUGGCAGGCGUAGCAAGCACGGCGUUUGUACAUAGGUGAUGAUUGAAGCCGUUCAGCUAGCUUGACGCUCGAGUGGUAGCUCUGCCUGGAAGCAUACAUCGUAUUCAUGCGUGCGCUGUAUCUUGUGCGUGUGGGCUUCUGUUUGGGGUAACGACAUGUGGGUAAUAGCUGCUGCUGCUGCUGUUCUCGUGCAUCACCGUAUGCUGCAGUACCCUCCGUACUGUCGCCCUGCAUGUUUUGUCGUCUCCUGCUUAUCCCUGCUUGCAUGCAUGGAGAGGGCUAGCUACGGGUUAGCGCUGUAGUAUCACAGUUCAUUGGGUCCGGGUGCUUACGGGUUCUGCGUAUCGCACUCAUAUCGCCUUCACUGCUUCGUAUAUACAUGAGUCCCGGGAGUGGACACGGCUUGAAACGUCGGGACCCAAUGCGGUCCAUAUAUUCUUUUUGCCCUGCGUGGCCUGUCGCGGGUAGGCAUCGUGGCGUGGGGUUCAUGGUGUGCACGAGGAGAGGUACGAGCCUGAGAAGACGUCGAAAGGCGUGGAGGCACGAGGUUUAUGUUGGAGCGGAGAGAAGAAAAUUGCUUCGUGGAGGCAGUAAGCGUGCUGGUAUACCAAUUUGAAUCGGUCGUGAGAGGAGGGCAAUUGCAGAGCAUCGUGCGCCAUUUCAAUGCGCCAAGUCCGUAUUUAGGAGAGUUGUGUUGGAAAGUAUUUCUUGUUGGGCCCAGUGCCCCAUGUGCCUCAUUUAGUGAUAUUUUUUACAUCAUCGUGGGCGAUGGUAUAUGGCCUUCUAGAGUGCCACGUGUAGAGAGUAGACGGAAUUGAGAGUGGUCUGCUUGUGAUUUGCUGGCGCUAAGAUGUUCGCCAGUUGUAUAUCCUAAUUUGUUGUGAGCAUGACAGUUGGCUUGCUUACAUUGCCACCAAAGCUGCAUAAUCGUUUCUGUGGCAACGAAAAAAUGGUUGAAAGGGUCGAGCGAAAGAGAUUGUUGUGCUUUACCUGUUGUCCUUUCCAUGUGAGUUGUUAUGAAUGCAUUCUUCGUCUAGAGUGUCCAGUAAUACAUCAGGUUGGCUUAAGCCGUGGGAGCUGCUUAGCAUAUCUUCAGAUUUCUGGACAAGGAUUAUAUUGAUACUUUUGGCGCUUGGUGCACAAGGUUGGAUGUCUGAUGGCAGGUACGGGAGGAGUACAAAAACCCCGUUGUACUAUAGAAAGGCACAAAGUUCGGUUGCUCCGUCGUCACAUGCAACCGAGCGGUCAUCAAGCGUACGAAAUUUAGCGUAGCUGACACGUGUCAAGUUAGGCAAUGAAGCGUGCAUGGUGGCCCAUGGGUCGGAAUACCCUGCUUGGAUUUGAUUCAUCUGGCCCGUUGCUGUUGGGAUGUUGCCAAUCGCGUCCUCCAUCAUCCACCAAAAGGAUAUAAAGAUUUCUGUUGUGUGCAGGAAGCCCCGUAGCUUAGCAUGGACUUGGUUGGGUAGCGUCCUUGAAGAUGGAGGAGUCCUGGGAGGGUAGAGCGUGUACAGCAGCGUCUAGGUGGCGAGGUUGGGGGGUCUUGUAUUCCGUGGCUUUCGCCCUGUUAUUGCAUCUUAACACGGUUUCCAACGAAUUCGCUGCAACAUGCAAAAAUCGCCGUAUGUCAUGAAUUUCAGAGGUGUGUUGCCGCAUUCAUAGUUGCCACAUGGGCGCAUGUUGGACCGCUCUGUUGAUUGGAGCCCUGGUGUAAAAUAGUUGACUCC
Astrephomene gubernaculifera is the source of this 3818-nucleotide messenger RNA. The record is from the annotation of a GenBank genome assembly. NCBI's taxonomy places the organism in Eukaryota, Viridiplantae, Chlorophyta, Chlorophyceae, Chlamydomonadales, Astrephomenaceae.